AGAGUUGGGGUUUGACCCAAGGCAUGACAUUUAAGAGUGUCUUGAAGACAUGUUUCAUCUUCUUCAUUCAUUCUUAAGGAACAUCGUACUUUGGUUGAUUUGAUCCUCGAAGGUUAUGGAGCACUUAGAGUUGGUGAAUGAAGUGAAACACCAAAGAAUCAAAGCCAACGGGAUAUGGUUACAUGUGGCAGAGAAAGGAACAGGCCCACUUGUUCUUCUGCUUCAUGGCUUCCCAGAACUAUGGUAUGCCUGGCGCCACCAGAUCAAUUACUUGGCCCAACAUGGCUAUCAUGCAGUUGCACCUGAUCUAAGAGGCUAUGGUGACUCUGAUUCUCCUAUUGAACCUACUUCCUACACUUGUCACCACCUUGUAGGUGACCUUAUAGCUUUGCUUGACCAUUUUGGUGAACAACAGGCAUUUGUCGUUGGAUCUGAUUGGGGAUCAGCAAUUGGAUGGUAUCUGAGUCUGUUUAGACCUGACAGAGUAAAAGGAUUUGUUGUUUUGGGUGUUCCUUACCACCCAAGAUCACCCACCAGUAAACCGGUUGAAACUAUGAGAAAAUUAUUUGGAGAUCAGAGUCAUGUCUGCCAGUUCCAGGAACCAGGCAGAGCAGAGAGAGCUUUUGCUAGAUAUGAUUAUCUGACAGUGAUGAAGAAGUUUAUUCUGAUGAUACAAACAGAUUUUCUAGCAUCUCCAGAAGGCAUGGAGCUAAUUGAUUUCCUGCCAACACCUUCUGUUAUGCCAUCAUGGAUAACUGAGGAAGAACUCACGGUUUUUGCAGACAAAUUCCAAGAAUCAGGUUUUACUGGUCCACUCAAUUAUUACCGUGCAAUGGACUUAAACUGGGAGCUUCUUGCACCAUGGCAAGGAUCAAAGGUAACAGUUCCAACGAAGUUCAUAGCAGGAAACAAAGACAUGGCUUUUGAUCUUGAAACAUUUGGGACAAAGGCUUUAGUGGAAAGUGGUAUUUUCAAGAGUCUUGUUCCCAACCUUGAAGUUGUUAUUAUAGACGGCCACCAUUUUAUCCAUCAAGAAAAAGCCCAACAAAUUUCGGACGAAAUCCUUUCCUUCAUCCGUAAAUUUCCCCCUAAUGCUUCCAUAUAACGUUGCCGAUUUAUGUACCUUUUAUUUUUUUGGUGUAUUUUUAGCUAUUUAUAUUGUUGUUUGUUAAAAAAAAACUCCUGGAUUUCCAUUGUUAAUUAUUUACAAUUUUACGUAACUAGAAUUGUGGGUUUCUGUAAGAGAAAGGCAAACAAAUCAUCCAUUUAAAAAGUCCAUAAUUUAUAGGAGUAAAGGUGAGCAAUGCCAUUAAUGAACAACUAAAUAGACUUUGAAUAGAUUUAGUAAUUCUACAGGGAGUAUAAAUUAAGCUUAAUAAUACUUCCA
Molecule: messenger RNA, 1387 nt
Organism: Vigna umbellata (rice bean)
Lineage: Eukaryota; Viridiplantae; Streptophyta; Magnoliopsida; Fabales; Fabaceae
Product: alpha/beta-Hydrolases superfamily protein
Molecular function (GO): catalytic activity
Source: RefSeq, a predicted model, not a curated record